AUGUCGAAGGCAGCAAAGAAAAAGGACUAUUCUUCUAGUAAAGUGUCGUUAUCCGAGCGGCAGACGGAUGCAGUUUCCCUACAAGCCACGUCCUCUGAAAGCCUAGGGGGUGCAUGGAAUGGCAGAUUCCCCAUUUGGCCCGAGUGGAGUGACGCAGACGUCAACGAAGAGAAAUGGGACUUAAAGACAGUCUUUGAAGACCCUGAAGGUAAAAUUUCCCUGCCUUCAUGUUUUAAAGUCCACACCUGGAGGCGUCCAUCAGAGUUUGAUGUUAACAAGGGCCUCACUGUUGUUGGAAAUCAAACCUCCUUUGACCUGAUCUCCUGUAAUCAUCACCUGACCUGCAGUGAGCUGAUGAGGUGGAUCAUCAGUGAGAUCUAUAUUGUCUGGAGCUUACAUAACAGCAAAUCUACAAAGCAAGAUGGUUGGAGACCUUGGGAGCUCAUCUACUCACACUGCAAGGUCGUGAGAGGUCACGUGCCACUUUACAACAUCUAUGGAAAGUACGUGGUCAGACUCUACUGGAUGGGUUGUUGGAGAAAAAUAACAGUGGAUGAUUCCAUGCCAUUCGAUGAAGAAAACAACUUGCUUCUCCCUGCCACCACCUGUCAGUCAGAGCUUUGGCCCAUGCUGUUGGCUAAGGCUCUCAUUAAAGUGGCCAACACAAAUGCAGUGUCAGAAGUCUGGGGGGAGAUGGGGGUGUUCACCUUCAUCCACAUCCUGACCGGCUGGAUUCCAGAAAUCAGUCCUAUAAAAUCUAUUCACUUGGGGAAAACCUGGGAUUUCUUACAAGACACCAUUCCCAUAUUUGCACAUCCAGAUGAGAGUUUGCCAGAGACAAAGCCUCAGACUGCAGAUCCAGCUGCAGGAAGAGAGUCCAGCCUUUCUAACAGCAGGAGUCAGCUGCAAGAGCCAGAGAAAAGUGAAGAUACUCCUGAGGUAGUGGUGUGUGCCAGCUAUUACCUAAGACAUCCAGAAAACACAUCAUUUGGGUUUAGAGAACUGGCUGAUUCCUCAGAGUGUCUCCGCCGGUACGGCCUCUCCCUGCAGCACAGCCACAUCAUCUUGUUGACCAGAACACGGGCAUGCCAGCUGGAGGUACCGCCCAAACCUCCACCUGUACCCCAAUGGAAACUCAUCCGCCAGCACAAGGAAAGAGUGAUCACUGAUGAACCACAGAAGCUCCCUUUGUUAAAACCAGAGCGGUUCAUAGAGGUUGCCAGCCCUUUUCUCUCCUCUCGUGUCGAGAGCAGCAUUGGCCAGAUCCUGGAGAUAGAAGCCAAGCUGAGCACACAGAGGAGGCGUUCCCAUGGAUCCCUGCUGGUGUCCAUCACUGAGAGAGAGGAGAGUGAAAGCCAAGAAGGCACUGAGUCUGAUACAACUGAUCACACCACCAGCUCAUCAAACGAUACACCAGACAAAACACAUGUACAGGGACAUUCUGUUUGCUGGGCUACAAAGGUGGACGCAGAGGACAAGAAGAAGGACGAUGAUGACAAAUCCGAUGGUCAUCCUAAAAAUGCAGCAAAACAGCCAAUCACAGAGGAGGCUUCUGCCCCUCUCAGACCCAUCCUGCAGCAGACUUGGGUGGAUCUGGAGGACUUUGAUAAAUGCUUUCAGACUCUCUUGGUCUUCCAUAAACCACACAAGUACCCACACCAUGUCCAUAAAUCUCAUUUUAAGAGCAGCAUCUUGCCCAAAACUGCAACAAGUAUGAACUCCACUGGAUCUUCACACUCUCUGACAACAGGAUCCCUACAUGUGUCAUCUACUGUAGCAAGCCAUGAGUGUCUAGAGGUGAGAGGCACUGACUACCUGUAUGUGGACAGCCUACAAACUUCACAGAUCCUCAUCUGCUUUUCUCCUCUGCUUCUCUGGGGAGAUACAGCUGAGGAGAAGAAGAAAAUGACAGCAGCACGCAGGUCUGCAGUUCUCAGCGCCCAGCUGCACUCGUGGUUAAGCCUGCAGUCUCAGCUGCCACUUCUCACCAUCAAGUCCAUGUCGUCGAAGGCAGCCAUGCUUAACUUACCCCCAGGGUGCCAUGUUUUGUCCCUCCACACAAAAGCAGCACUGGGUUACCACAUUCACCUGUGUAGCAAGACACCUUUCAUCUUUGGGGAUGAAGAAACCAUCAUGCCACACCUUACCAAGGAAAGUGCCAGUUUUACUGAGCAGGCCUUGUGCAUAUUCAGGGCUUUGUGCAGAGUGGUGUCUUCUUUCAAUGAUGAGCAGGAACAGCAAGUCGCCAGACAAGCACUGGAAGAGGCUCACUUCCCAAAAAAUAGCAACAUCAACCUGACAGAACACUACAAGGUAUUUAACUCUGCAGUUUACCACAUGCUGUGUGAAGCUCUGGGGAGAAAGCUGACAGCAGAGGAAGAGGUUGCUUUACUUGUCCUAACAACUGACCCAUCUGUCAUAGCCACUGAUCCUAAAGAACACUGCACUACAGCAGGUGCAGAGGCUCCAGAAAGUUGGAGUGAGAGGGAGCCAAUAGACAGGGAAGUAAAGGCAGUCACCACUUCACAGGCUGGAUUCAAAGGGCACUCAGGGAGAGAGGUUCUUGACGCCUCAAAACCAGGUAACUCUUCCACUUGUAAGAGGUCUCAGUACACUACAAAGUCAGGUUCAAAGAAGAACCUCAGUGCAUCUCAGAUCCUUCUAGACAUGUGGCCAAAGGUUGAAUCAAAUGCAGAAAAACAUGCUAACUUCUUGCUAAGGUAUAUCAUUGAACACUCUGAAAGGAAGGCAGAGCUCUACCCUUGCCAGCAGGAUGAAUCAACCAGAAUCACCUUUGCUGAUUACUCUGUCCCACUUCAAGACACAGCAAACUCCUGGGUCUUGAUCUUCAGGGAGGUGUUCUUGGUCUCUGAAGAGAUGCUGCUGGUACCAAAGAUCUACUCACCGAUUCGUAAUUGUCUACUGCAUGUCAUAAAUAAUGACACAGGAGAGGAGCUAGAUUUGGUUUUUAACAAAGUACCCCCCCAUAUUUAUAAACCCAACCAGCUUGGUUAUACAUUUGUUGCAGAGGCCAUCACACCUGAGUCACCCCCUGCCAGUGCCAAGUGGAGGAUGCGCCUGAUUGGCUCAAGAGGACAACUGCCAAAACUGUCCCAUGAGGCUCCACUUAACACAUUUUCUAUCAAAGAAUACAAAGAUUAUUACAUUCCCAAUGACAAAAACCGUAUUUGUCGUUUCAUUGUGGAUGUGACAACAGAUGUCUUAGGGACGAUUCAUCUUCAGACCUCCAAGUGUGAUGCUUUGAUCUGUCUGUCCAUUCUGGACCAGGAGAAGGUGGUAAUCAGCAACACUGGGAAGGGCCACGUGCUUAUUCCUGUGUUCAAUUUCCUGUCAAACAAAGAGGACAGUUGCUCGGAUGAGAAUAAGCAGGACAAGAAGAGAUCCCACUGCCAGGACAAGGGAGUGAAGGUGGAAGACACUUCCCAGCACAGAGAAGCAGUGGACAGCACAACUGGGAAAUCAGACUCAGACCAGUCUCAUCCUCCCCCAGAGACAAAGGGUCAUAAGUACGUGCUGCAGGCAGAGGUGCUUUGCAAGAGCUGGGAUUUGGAUGAAUCUCAACUGGAGUUUGUCCAUGUGCUCAGAGAGCUGGAGAAGACAGAAAGGAUAGUUUACAAGCCUGAGAACUUGAAGCAGACAUCCUCUAGUGACACCCCGGCCCAUGAUGGGCCCAAAUCCAACACACCCAAAGCCAGCCGCAAAGGAGAAGGUGACAAGGAGAAGGGGAAGCCAUCUGGCGUCUCCAAAUCUGGCUCCAGGCAGGAAACGAGUUUUGACUCGACUAAGGCACACUGGUCGCUGCAUGUGGUCAGUGACAUAAGCAAAGCAGAGAGCAUCAAGGUGACGAAGGACACAGAGAGACUGGAGCAGAUUAAAGCCAUAAAAAAAGCCUGGGAGUCGGCUGAACCAGGCCGCUAUGCAAAGGCUCUCGAGUCUCGUCUUAAAUAUCUCAACCAACAACAAGCAAAUAAAGAAACACCCACAAAUGAUGCAGAAAGCAGAGAUUCAGCUGCUUCUCUCAGUCCAUUUGAUCAGAACCUGACCAAUACCAUCUGCUCUGCUCCUAAAACAGACUUGAACCCCUUCAUCAGAUGUCAAAAGGAUUUUCCAGUGCUCAUGGACCCACAGAUCGAAGAAAUGCAGCAGAGUGAGCGCUUUGAAAAAAUCCAGGCUUACCGUCUGCUCCGUGACAAUUUCAUAGAGCACCAGAGACAACAGGAGCUCAACAUGAAGGAGGUCAUGAGACAACAGCUGGAGAUGUAUGAAAACGUGCAAGCAGCCUUGUGGCAGCGCUUCAAGAAAUUCCGCGACGCUUGCGAUGCAUUCAGUAGCCGUCAGAUGGCGACCAUGAAGAAGGAACAAGGAGAGAACCAAGCUGUGGAGGAGGCCCAGCAGGCAGUUCUGGAAAAAACAACCCCAGCCUCUGCAAAGAAACAAGCCAAGAGUGCUGGCAAGAAGAAAUGAUGGUCUUUGGCACAGGCUUCCUGUCUCAGUUUCCUCUUCAGACACUUCUGAACAAGUCUGCUUGAACAGUGAGCAAUCACAACAUCACAGCCAAUACUUGAUGAUAUAAUAUCCGAUUGUUGCUGUACCACAUUCAAAACUCUGAGUCACUUUCAAGGAAUAUAAAAGUAGUGAAUGUACAUUGCUAGUUGACAGGUAGAUGCAGUGUUUUUACCAAUUAUUUUCAGACUUUAAUACUGUAUUCAGUGCCA
This is a messenger RNA of Cheilinus undulatus (humphead wrasse), 4736 nucleotides long. RefSeq names its product androglobin (gene adgb). The record is from RefSeq and is a predicted model, not a curated record. Bases 1 to 4485 code for a protein of 1494 amino acids. The transcript is spliced from 36 exons. Gene Ontology annotation, molecular function: heme binding; calcium-dependent cysteine-type endopeptidase activity; oxygen binding. Lineage: Eukaryota; Metazoa; Chordata; Actinopteri; Labriformes; Labridae. Gene Ontology annotation, biological process: proteolysis.